UUUGAGGUGGCGGCUUAUUACAAGGGCUGGCAUUUUGGGGCACCCCAUCUUAAAUUGAACUACUUGUGGACAGCCUCAUUCGGGGUUAAGGAUGUUUUCGACUGGUUUUAUUCGAAAUGGGUUUUGAUUCGGGUUGAAUAUUUGGCUCCUCCUCUGCAAUUUUUGGCCAAUGUUUGUAUAGUAUUGUUCCUUAUUCAGACUCUGGAUAGGCUGAUUCUUUGUCUGGGCUGUUUCUGGAUCCGAUUCAAGAAAAUCAAACCAGUCCCUAAUGUUGCUGCCUUGGAUCUUGAAUCUGGAGAGAAUGGCUACUUCCCCAUGGUUCUUGUUCAAAUCCCAAUGUGCAAUGAGAAAGAGGUUUAUCAGCAAUCGAUUGCUGCUGUCUGCAACUUGGACUGGCCAAAAGAUAAGCUACUGAUUCAGGUUCUUGAUGACUCGGAUGACCCGAUCACCCAAUUGUUGAUCAAGGAAGAGGUUGAAAAAUGGCAGCAACUCGACGCCCACAUUGAGUACCGGCACCGGUUGAUCCGAGAGGGGUAUAAGGCGGGCAAUCUCAAAUCUGCCAUGAAUUGCAGCUAUGUCAAAGACUAUGAAUUUGUUGCAAUCUUUGAUGCUGAUUUUCAACCUGCCCCUGAUUUCCUUAAAAGAACUGUUCCUCAUUUUAAGGAUAAUGAGGAACUAGGACUAGUUCAAGCACGGUGGUCCUUCGUUAACAAGGACGAGAACUUGUUAACCAGGCUGCAGAACGUUAACUUAGCCUUCCAUUUCGAGGUCGAGCAGCAGGUGAAUAGCGUGUUUCUGAAUUUCUUUGGAUUCAAUGGAACGGCUGGUGUUUGGAGGAUAAAGGCUCUUGAAGAAGCCGGUGGAUGGUUGGAGAGGACCACUGUUGAGGAUAUGGACAUUGCAGUUCGUGCUCAUCUUCAUGGAUGGAAAUUCAUAUUCCUCAACGAUGUAGAGUGCCACUGUGAGUUACCAGAAUCGUAUGAAGCGUAUAGAAAACAACAGCACAGAUGGCACUCUGGACCAAUGCAACUGUUUCGUCUUUGCUUGCCCGACAUAGUUCGAUCAAAGAUUAGCAUAUCCAAGAAAUUCAACUUGAUUUUCCUGUUCUUUCUCCUUCGGAAGCUGAUACUACCGUUUUAUUCAUUUACCCUUUUCUGCAUAAUUCUCCCAAUGACGAUGUUCAUUCCCGAAGCCGAGCUACCUGCGUGGGUUGUAUGUUACAUUCCAGCCACCAUGUCUUUUCUCAACAUCCUUCCAGCACCAAAAUCCUUCCCCUUCAUUGUCCCUUACCUCCUCUUUGAGAACACAAUGUCAGUAACUAAGUUCAAUGCGAUGGUCUCGGGUCUCUUCCAGCUGGGUAGUGCAUACGAAUGGGUUGUUACGAAGAAGUCAGGCCGCUCCUCGGAGGGCGAUCUCGUCUCAAUGGUCGGGAAGAAGGAUCUGAACAAUGAAAAGAGCUUCUCCACAAACAAUCUGGAGGAGAUUGAGUUGAUCCAAAAACAGGAAAACAAGUUGCCAAAGAAGAAACAUAACAGAAUAUACAUGAAGGAGCUAGCACUGGCUUUCCUUCUUCUAACAGCCUCAGCUAGAAGCCUCUUAUCAGCUCAAGGGAUUCAUUUCUACUUCUUGAUGUUUCAGGGCAUCUCCUUCCUCCUCGUCGGUCUAGACUUGAUCGGCGAGCAGGUUGCUUGAAACAAAAGCUCCCGCAGUUCAUCCGAAAACAAGAUUUCCAACCACAUCAAAGUUCCAAAAUGUUUGGAACUGAAAACUACACUUCACUGCUUAAAAGAUUACGUUCAACAUCUGUUGGCAGCAAUCUUCGUCCCGUCCGAGUUCUCCACCUUCGUUACCGCCAAAUUCGUCGACGUAAUGAGAAGGAAAAUGCAAAACAGAAGCGGAAUGGUGAAGAUAUAUAAGAUUGAUUUAAUUUUGCUUCUGUUGGGGUGGGGGGGGUGUCUUUGUGGCAACUCUUUCACAAGAAGCCAGGAGUCAAACAUGAACAGAUAGGAUUUGUUUCAGCCUGCAGGCAGAGAAUAGGAGCAGUCUGUGUUCUUUUGGUUAUUAAUUUUAUUUUCUUCCCUUUGUCAAUAAAGUAUGGGUAUAAUAUUAGUUUUCUUUGUUGUGUCAAUAAACUAUGUGAAUUACAUUAGUUGUGUGUCAGUGUCAAUAUAAAUGUUUGGCAGAAUGUCCUCAAACUCUUUAAUUCGCUUCGUUUAUAAAUGGCAUCAACAAAACCAA
Molecule: messenger RNA, 2238 nt
Organism: Momordica charantia (bitter melon)
Lineage: Eukaryota; Viridiplantae; Streptophyta; Magnoliopsida; Cucurbitales; Cucurbitaceae
Product: putative xyloglucan glycosyltransferase 12
Cellular component (GO): Golgi apparatus
Molecular function (GO): glycosyltransferase activity
Source: RefSeq, a predicted model, not a curated record